UGUGAGGAGGCGGGUGUGGUCUGGGCGAGGGAGCGGGAGGGGUGGGCUUGUUAAGGGGGCGAUGGGGGUCCUCGUACUCGCUCGCUUCUGCCCUGCCGCGUUGGAACCGGGAAGCGGGAGCGCCGAGGACAAAGCGGUGCCUCCCCGAACGAUGAGAAGUUGUGGUUGUUGUAGGGGUGGGGGUAUUAAAGGCAGAAUAGUUUUAUUCCCGUUCAAUUAAUUAUGGAGGAGAAGUGAAAUGUUUUUGCGCUAAUCCUUACUUGAGGGACUAGGAAUGGCGGAAGUGGCGUGGGGGUAACGAUGGACAAUGCCCAGGAGGCAAAGAUUUAUUCUCUGCUGCCUCAGCCUUCACAAUGACUGCCCCUUGGAAAGACAUUUUGUGUAAUGUCCAGCUCAUUCAGUAUGUGGCACCAAUUGCAGUGGAUGCAGCACUACUUGAAGGUGUUCUCAUGAGGACCAAAGAUGACCCCAAUUCAUCUGAUGUGGUGAAUUAUGCUCCCUUUACGCUGCUCCCAUCUGCAGUACCAAGCAGUCUACUUGAGCAAGCCUAUUCAGUUCAACAAGACUUUAACCUGCUGGUAGAUGAAGUUAGCCGGAACACAGAAUUUCUGGAACGCACUCUUGCAAGUACUGUCAAAGUAGAUGACUUUACAGCUCAGCUUUUCAAAAUUUACCAGCAAGUCCUGAAAGAAGGAGUAACUCAGUCUGUGUUUUUAGGAAUUAAUCGCUCUGAUUACAUGUUUGACUAUGGUGCAGAAGGCACUCCAGCUCUAAAGCAAAUAGAAAUAAACACUAUUGCUGCCAGCUUUGGAGGCCUCACAUCUAGAACCACUGCAGUGCAUCGGCAUGUGUUGAACGUUCUAGGGAAAUCUAAGGAAGCCUCAAAAUUACUGACCAAUAAUCCAGCCAAAGGGAUUGCCAUGGGCAUUGCAAAAGCUUGGGAACUCUACGGCUCAGACAGAGCAGUGGUAAUGUUUCUAGUUGAAGAGGCUCAGAGGAAUAUUUUUGACCAACGCUGUGUAGAAAAUGAACUUUGGAUGAGGAAUAUCCGGGUGAUCCGAAGAAGAUUUAAAGAUGUGUUUGAAAAAGCGUCUUUGGACAAUGACAAGAGAUUGUAUAUAGAUGGGGAGGAAAUUGCAGUGGUGUACUAUAGAGAAGGUUACGUGCCAAAGAAUUAUAACAAACAGAACUGGGAGGCACGGUUGCUGUUGGAAAGAUCUAGAGCAGCUAAGUGCCCUGAUAUUGCCACACAGCUUGCUGGGACCAAAAAAGUUCAGCAGGAGCUGAGCCGACCAGGAACACUGGAAAAAUUACUGCCAAAUAAACCAGAAGCAGUGGCUCGAUUAAGAGCAACAUUCACCGGCCUUUAUUCUAUGGAGAUGGAUGAAGAAGGUGAUAAGAUUAUUGCCAUGGCUAUUGCUGACCCAGACCGCUUUGUGUUAAAGCCACAACGUGAGGGAGGAGGGAACAACCUCUAUGGCGAAGAGCUCAAGCAGGUUCUAGAGAAAAUUAAAGACAGUCCAGAAAGGACCUCCUACAUUCUCAUGGACAAGAUCAAGCCUCUCCCUGCACUGAAUUAUUUACUGAGGGCUCACAGUCCACUGAAAGUAUCAGAAUGUGUGUCUGAAUUGGGAAUUUUUGGAGUCUACGUCAGACUGGGUCAGGAUCUUGUGGUGAACAAGCAUGUUGGCCAUCUCUUGCGAACAAAGGCUGUCGAACAUGCAGAUGGCGGAGUAGCCGCUGGAGUAGCUGUUCUGGAUACUCCCUAUGUGAUAUGAAAACAGAAUACCUCAUCACUGACAUCAUCCUCACUGUGCUUAAAAUAAGAGACAUUCUCUUUUAGGGCAUGAUUGCCAACGAGCGGACUUGACAAUCAGAUCAAUACUGGAAGCCCUCCUCUCACCAGUGACCCCAAGAUACAAAGCAGGCAGAGUUGCACUGCUGCUUCCUGGUCUCAAGAAAAUACUGGAUUCCAGUUGACUUUCUUUGUCAAUUUCCUGUUUGAAGCACCCUUAACAUGCUUCCCAGACUUCAUGCCCUUUUACUGUACUGGACAAUCUGUUGAUGUUCUAAUCAGGCAUUUCCUGAGACAGCUGCUACAAUCUGCUACACAUGCACCUUCAAGGGCCUGGUAGCAAAAUAGUGCAUUACCUUGAUCUCUUCUGCAUUUUCAGGGUAUUUCCAUCCAGCUGUGGAGAUGGUUACUCUUCUGAGCAUAAGAUUCUGUGCAACACUUCCUGCUUUUUGUUACGUUCUUGUUUGAGAGGAAUACAUCGCAAAGGAAAAACUGCAUGCAAGGUCACAGAACAAUGAACAAACAUGAUAUGGCACAGGAAAAAAGGGACACAGUAGGAAAAGAAAAGAAAAACCCCAGACAAGAGUUGAUUUUAUUUCAAUGCUCCUGGACCCCUCCUGUAACAUUUUGAAAAAGCAGAAUGUAUAUGCUAAAGGAAGAGGGUUAAGAAAAUGAAGGUGAGCUCUUGGAAAACAGAUUUCAGAGAUAAACAACGGUGAUAAGAAUGUCCUGUGAUAUCAUAAGUUGCAAGGAUCUCAGAUUUUAUUUCAGCUGAAAUAACUGGUUGAUCAAUCUGGUCUCUCCUAUGCUACUUUGGUGAGUAAUAUCCAGUAGUCACAUAAUAUAGUAUGCUCAGAAUCUGAACAUAUUCAUUUUUGAAGAAUACACUUGUGUUCAACAUGCUAUCUGCUAAUUUUUUGAAAGAAGCAGAAGUUAAUCACGUUAAAGUUUUCAAACAUUUUGAAACUAUGGAAGAUGUCUGCUCACCAAAACAAGACCCUGAGCAUUAACAACUGGAAUAUACUCACCUACAAAACCAAGCUAUGUGCCAUUUUAAGAUAGGGCAAAUUUUAUGAAGUCAAAUAAGUUACUUUGAAACAGCAUAUCAAUACUGUUUUUAAAAGAUGGGGUUUAUAGAGCUGGGAUGGCUUUGGUUUUCUUUCUAAACAGCAGCAUCUCAAUUUAUACAUGGAUCUUUCUGGAUCAAGGCCUUUGAACCAUUUUUUAAAACUACAAAAUUAUGACUAGAAAAUAUGUCUUUAGAGGAGAGGCUUAUAAAAUUAACAUGGCUUAAUUGAGAGCACAGUAUUAAGGACCAACAGGAAAAAAAGAUAACAAUUUAGACAUAUUUUCUCAGCAAUUGUCUAAAUGAGUUUUCUAAAUAAAAGCACCUUGCUAUCUAAUGGAAAACAAUCAGUGAUAAAAUUAAUGGAGUUUCUUGUCCAUGAAUUUCUGUGAGUCAGCUCUGAGUAAGAAGCCUGUGUUUUAAAAAUAAUGUUGCCUUAGCUUCGGCAAACUGCACGUAAGGGAAGCACAAGUUUUCAGGCUCCUUCUUGGUGGGGGGAAGAGCCCAGGAGCAUGCUGGGAUUGUUCAUGUUGUGCUGAACCAUGGCUUUAGACUUUGGCUUCAUUUUGAACCUUAAUCUAGGUUUCAAAAUGAAAGCUAGGCACUGAACAUAAACAAAAAAAAAUCCACAACCAACUGUGACGGCUUUAUAGAUUUUAUUUCUUUGAUUUAUUUCAGUUAAAAACAAUUCUAGCCAUUUCCCAACCAAAAUUAUGUCAGACCAAGAUUAAAAGUAAAAGGACGUAUUUCAUGUUAACAGCACAUAGCAAGCCACUGGCUUACCUUUAAUGCUGCAGGACAUUAGAUUAAAUAUACACCGAUGUUGCAGACCACAGAUAAGUGCAUUUAGAAUACUAAGAGCAGGUAAGAAAUGAGAAAGGUAUAACCAUGAGUCAAUUAUUCACCAAGCACAUGGUUUUCGGGACAUGUUUUAAUUACAUGGGCAAAGAAUACAUCUUUUGAGACAAGAAGCCUGUUUUUUCAUCUACAUUUAUUAGGGAGUUUGUCUGAAUUGUGGGAUCAAAUUAUUGGGGGGGGGGAAUCCCAGUUACAUGUCCACAUCUGAUCUCUACCUAAACUUGAUUUGAUUUUUUUUUCUUUGCUACCCGAAUGGUGAAAAACCUAGAAUAAGCAAAUCCUUAACUGUGACUUUGCUGUAUUGUGAACAAUGGAUAUAUUCACCCGACCAUGAGAAAAGACACCUCUGCAUAGUUGUCUGCAGACCAGUCACAGUGUUGUUAUUAUUUGUCCCUCCAGAAAAGCAGCAACUCGUAUUUGGUCACACAUAUGCCCAUUAUUAUAUCAAGAAAUGGAAGCAUAAACUGGACUAAAUAAAAAUUUACCUGGAAACAAUUUUCACAAAUGCAGCUACGCUUUUCCCAGCCAUAGCAAACAUAGGUGAAAAUCACUGGCUGUAUCCAUUUUCUUCAUGUGAUUGUGUGUCAUAGCUGGUCACUUGGAAAACCAAGUAACUGAAUUGCCCCAUGUCACUGAAACGUUGGGUAUCACUACAGCACUUGCUUCUCAUCCAUCCAAGUGAAUUCCCUACCCAGGUUCAAUUGGUACAGGAAUUGAACCAACCAACAGCCACAGAAAAUUUAUGAACCUCCCUCUAGGAUACAUCUAGGCACUGAAUGCAAUUUUUCAUGACUACAAUUCCCUGAAUUUGCUUCCACCCACACACAAAAAAAUUGAUGCACUGGGAAAAUUCAGCUCUGUACAUAUACACGAAUGUACUAUUAAAAUCCAAAACAUAUAGAUAGCCUUAUUCCCUUUUGAGUGGGAAAGUCAUUGUCAUUAAUAGCUUGAAAAGUAGUUUUAUACAGUUUCAGAGUUGCAGUUUUUCUACAAACUUGAUUUUCCCAUGAAAUGCAGCCAGAGGAUCCAGGAUUUUAUAAACAAAGAAAGAAACCUAAUGAAUGCUUGAUUUCUUUUUUUAAAAAAUAAAAUUGUUCCAAUAAUUCUUCCUCAACAUGAGGAUUACUGUUCAGUUUGUCGGUUCUCAAAGCCUUUAACUACCACUCAGGAGCAAAGCCAUCUUUUCACACCAAUACCUAUACAUUCUAAGCUCUGCCCAUUUGCAGCACAUUAAGAGGUAAAAAAAUAAAAUAAAAACAAACAAUUCAUGAAACUAAUCCAUGAAAAUUAAAAUGUUAUGUCAUUCUGUACGACAUGAAUGAGGCUGGAAUUUCAGAUAUGUAGUUAUCGGUCUACAACAUAAUGCACACAAUUCUCCAGAGGCACAGACAACUAGAUCUACAACACAAAAGGACUGGAUCUUGGAGCACCAGUUUCUUCUCUUCAUUUACAGCAUUUUACAUUCAGCUCAGCGUUGGGCAGCUUCUUCAUCUCAAGAGAAA
Molecule: messenger RNA, 5221 nt
Organism: Zootoca vivipara (common lizard)
Lineage: Eukaryota; Metazoa; Chordata; Lepidosauria; Squamata; Lacertidae
Gene: GSS
Product: glutathione synthetase
Biological process (GO): glutathione biosynthetic process
Cellular component (GO): cytosol
Molecular function (GO): glutathione synthase activity; glutathione binding; ATP binding
Source: RefSeq, a predicted model, not a curated record